AACCAUAGGCCGAAUCUCCCUCCACCACUCAGCACACUCAUUACCCGCCCCCUCUUCCAAUAACAAACGCCUGUACCCUCCUUCUCUGUCUCUCUGCUGCAGACAGACUGCAGACAAAAGUCAUCUCUUUAAAGCAGAGAGACGAGAGGUUUGAAAGAGCUCCUAGGUAAAUUUAAACAUCUAAUUAGGUAAGAAAAAACUACAGGCAAGACAUAAGAAAUACCUCAGCUGUAGAAAACAAAAAAACAAUUAUGGGAAACAGGACUGUUAGAAAAUGCUGUGCUGUAUAUCCCUGUCUUUUCUUUGGUCUUCUGUAUUUGUAUUGGUGUAAGGGAGUCAUAGGACAAAGCUUGCAGGAGCAGGACGGCGUGUGCAACGCUGAGGGAUGCUAUUCCAUUCAUCUCCAGCGCAAGACAUUCAGGGAGUCCUGGAGGACCUGCAAGGAUAAAGGGGGGAACCUGGCUACCAUUAAAGGACCAGAAGAAGCUUCCAUGAUCCAUGACCUCCUAUCGUCAGGGGUCAGACGUGGCUCCCGGCCCAGGAUCAGGUUGUGGAUUGGCCUCCAGCGACAACCUCGGCAGUGCUCGGCCACGCGCCCUUUGAGGGGCUUUACCUGGAUCACUGGGGAUCAGGAAACGCAGUAUACGAACUGGCAACGUGAUGACUUACCCAAUGCUUGUGCUGCUCACCGUUGUGUGGUCAUUACCUACAACACGGCUGACAAAAGUGGAAAUGACAAGAACAACUUCAAAUGGCUCGAUGGAUCUUGUGCAGUGGCUGUGGAAGGUUUCUUCUGCCGCUACACCUACCAAGGGAUGUGCCCAGCUCUUCAAAGAGAAGGAGGGGGUCCUGCACUCUACACCACCCCAUUUGAACUGGCAAGUACUAUUCUUACUCACAUCCCUUUUGGCUCAGUGGCAACUCUCCCUUGUCCCGAUGGUGGCAAGGAAGACCAGUCAAUACUGUGCAUGCUGAGAGAGGAUAGAAGUGUUGGCUGGUCAAAGGAUGCACCGCUCUGCACUGACACUCCGAUAGACUGGUGUAAACAGGACAAUGGUGGCUGUGAGCACUUCUGUGUGAACUCAGAUACUCAUUACUACUGUGAGUGCUCUGAGAAUUAUGUUCUGGCAGAAGACGGAAAGACCUGCCAGUUCUCGGAUCCCUGCCAUAGUGCCAACUGCGAGUUUGAGUGUGAGUCCACUCCUCAGGGACAUCGCUGUAAGUGCCCCGAGGGGUACCUCCUGUCUGGUGAUGGUCAGAGUUGUCUUGAUAUAGAUGAGUGCUUGCAGAAACCAUGCCCACAGGAAUGCGUCAAUGCACCUGGUACUUUUGAGUGUAGAUGCAACGAGGGCUACCUUCCGUCUGAGUUUGGAGAAUGUGUGGACGUGGAUGAAUGUAUGGAAGGAAAAUGCGUUCAUAUCUGUGAGAACUCGAUUGGUUCCUACACGUGCCGUUGUCACGAGGGAUUCUCUCCACUCGAAGAAAAUCCAGAUCAAUGUGAAGAUAUUGAUGAGUGUAAAACUCCAGAUAUUUGUGACCAGGUGUGCAAAAAUAACCAAGGUGGAUUUGAGUGUCAAUGUGAGGAGGGUUAUAUGCUGCAAGAGGACAACUACUACUGUCAGCCAGUCAACGAGGAUAAACAUGUGAAGUCUGAAUCAGCUGAUGCAACACUGAAUGGUCCCAGCUUGCCUGAACUGAUGACAGAUGCCAGCCUUCUGGAAUCGCCAACAAAUUCCCCAAGCAUAGAGUGGCAUCCGACUUACUUGAGCUGGUUUACGGAGAAGACACAGGAGGGAUAUGUGACCACUCAGGAACCUGAUUUAAUUGAGCAUGCAUCUUCGAAUUCACCUUCAUCAAACUUUUUGAUGGAUACUACAACUUCAGAUGAUUCUCAUCAAGAUGAUGCACAUGAGGAAGAAAUAUCAAUAGCAGCUGGUGAUACAGCAGAUGUAAGGACUUCAGGAAACAAAGGAGCCUCGGAGGCUUCGACAUCUGUUUCAAAGAGAAAAUGGGAUUUUGUCAUGCUCACUCCUCCAACAUCCCAAAUACCAGAAGAUACACUGGCAUCAGGAACAGAACAGCGUCCAGGUGAUAGGAAGAAGCAUGACAAAAGCUGGCUGCUUGUGGCACUGCUGGUUCCACUAUGUGUUUUUAUUGUGGUCAUGUUAGCGUUAGGCAUUGUUUAUUGCACGAGUUGUGCUGUAGAGCCACGGAACAAAAGCAUCACAGACUGUUAUCGCUGGACCACCACCUCCAAGCCUGAAAAAUCAAGCACAGCAAAUUCUCGAGCUUGAGUAAACAUGACUUUAAAAUAAUAAUAAUAAUAAUCAGCAAUGACCCUGGACUUCGUCAAGCUGUUUUAGUGUGAUCACACUGAUGUCACUUUGGUAUUCUGUAUGUUCCUGUGGGAUAUUAGGGCAAAAUAGUAACCAGGUGCACAAUCCAACAUUUAGACAUCAUUUUCAGACAAUGGAGAGAAUAUCAAUUAUUAUCCAAUGGAAGUGGAGCAGUAACCCCCAAACUGUGUAGAAGAAACAUUUCAUGGAAAGUAGGACAGAAUUCAAACUGAAUUUAGCAUGCAUCCCUUUUACAUAUAAUACAAUGAAUGAUAAUUUUUAUAAAGCCUACGAGUAUAAAUACUAUAUAUAUAUAUAUAUAUAUAUAUAUAUAUAUAUAUAUAUAUAUAUAUAUAUAU
Carassius gibelio (silver crucian carp) is the source of this 2695-nucleotide messenger RNA. It is a transcript of the gene cd248b, whose product is annotated as CD248 molecule, endosialin b. Lineage: Eukaryota; Metazoa; Chordata; Actinopteri; Cypriniformes; Cyprinidae. The transcript has a single exon. Gene Ontology annotation, molecular function: calcium ion binding. The record is from RefSeq and is a predicted model, not a curated record. Bases 252 to 2294 code for a protein of 680 amino acids.